ACUCCACCACCACCAUCAUCUAGGUUUUCAUGAACCACUGCUCUUAAGUUUUUCCAGAGGACUUUAGACAUGGGAGGGUCUAAGGUGCAGUUCAACAAGGCGCACAAAACUCGAUUUGCUUCCAAAUCUUCCCGCAAUGUCCACAAAAUUUCGUCCAAGGAUAAAAUCAUGAUGUCGAAGCCUGACCGUGGUGUUGCUAAAGGAGCGAAGGCUAUUCGGCUUCAGCGUAACAAGAUGAUGAGGGAACAGAAGAGAGCCGCGCUUUUGAAGGAGAAGAGGGCGUUGUCCGGACAUUCGAGCUCUCCUCGUGUUAUUGUGCUUUUUGGGCUUUCUGCGUCUGUGGACUUGAACUCUCUUGAAGAAGAUAUACUAUCGUUAUUGUCUGGAGAGGGGAACGAUUCUACUUUUCCAGCUAUUGCAUCACCAGAGUAUAAGCUGAGAGCCACGGUCUUGAAAGCACCUCAUAGUGAUUUGUUGACGUGCAUGGAAAUGGCAAAGGUUGCUGAUUUGAUUGCCUUUGUGGCAUCUCCAAACUCCUUAGAUGAAGCAGAUGAAGAAAAUCAUUUUAUUGAUUCUUUUGGAUCACAAUGUCUUUCGGUUUUCAGAACACUUGGUCUACCCAGCACUGUAGUGCUAAUUCGUGAUCUUCCUGAUGAUAUGAAAAGAAAGCAAGAACUGAAGAAGAUGUGCACGUCUAUGCUUGCUUCUGAAUUUCCAGAAGAUUGUAAGUUUUAUCCUGCGGACAAGAGGGAUGAAUUGCAUAAGUUCAUGUGGCUUUUCAAGGAGCAAAGGCUGACAGUACCUCAUUGGCGAAACCAACGUGCUUAUAUCAUGGCUCAAAAGGUUGAUAUGGUCGCUGAUGAAAAUUACAGUUCGGGAAAAUGCACGCUUGUCCUUACUGGUUAUGUACGUGCUCACGGCCUCUCAGUAAAUCAGCUGGUGCAUGUUGCUGGAGCUGGGGAUUUCCAGUUGUCAAAAAUUGAACUUCUCAAGGAUCCAUGUACUCUGAAUGUAAGGAAAGGAGUAGACCUCAUGGACUCUGAGAAUGAUAUACAGGUUGUUAGGUGCCUUACCCCUGAUCCACAGAAGCAAGAGCCAUUAGUUGUUGAAAAUGUUCCUGAUCUAUUGGCAGGAGAACAGACAUGGCCUACAGAGGCAGAAAUGGCUGAAGCUGACAGGAAUCAUGAGAAAAGGAUGAAAAAGAAGAGGCUUCCUAGGGGCAUAUCAGAAUACCAGGCUGCAUGGAUUGUGGAUGAUUCUGAUGUUGACUAUUCCGAGAGUGAUGAAGAUGGAGAUGAUGGUAUGGUAUUGGAUGAUGGAGACAGCGGCUUUCCUGACCAAAAGUUUUCGAAUGGUUCUGAGUUUGAUGAUGACCAGGCUUCACUAAAUUUAAGAGAUUCUGAUGAAGAGACUGACACAGAUUCCGUAAUGAUGGAAGGUGAAAACUUAACCAAAGAGCAGAUAGCGGAUCAGAUUCGAAAAAUUAAAGAAGCACAUGCUGAAGAUGAGGAAUUUCCCGAUGAAGUCGAUACACCAUUAGAUAUUGCAGCUCGAAAACGAUUUGCCAAGUUUAGAGGUGUCAAGUCUUUCAGAACUUCAUCAUGGGACACCAAAGAAUCUCUGCCUCCUGAAUAUGCUAGAAUUUUUGCAUUUGACAAUUUUUCGAGAACACAAAAGCAUGUUGUUGCAAAGGCUCUUGAUAUGGAGCAAGAGCUAAGUGACUGUAUACCACCUGGCUCAUAUGCAAAGCUUUAUAUCAAGGAUGUAGAAGAUGGAGUUGCAUCCAAGUUGUGCAUUUUAGCGAAGAAAAUUCCAAUAAUAGCCUCUGGUCUUCUACAACACGAGUCUAAAGUAUCUGUCCUCCAUUUCAGCGUUAGGAAGCACGAUACAUAUGAGGCUCCUAUUAAAGCAAAAGAAGAAUUCCUAUUUCAUGUUGGCUUCCGCCAGUUUAUGUCGAGGCCAAUUUUUUCUUCAGAUAGUAUUAAUGCUAACAAGCACAAAAUGGAGAGGUUUCUCCAUGCUGGGCGGUUUUCAGUUGCUUCAAUUUAUGCUCCGAUUUGUUUUCCUUCACUUCCUCUAAUUGCCUUGAAGAGCCAAGGAGAAGAGACCUAUCCUGCUUUGGCUGCAGUUGGUUCACUGAGAAGUGUAGACCCUGAUAGGAUUGUUCUCAAGAAAAUUAUUUUAACUGGUUAUCCGCAACGUGUGUCCAAAUCAAAAUCCACUGUGAGAUACAUGUUUCACAACCCUGAGGAUGUGAAAUGGUUCAAGCCUGUUGAACUUUGGACCAAAUGUGGUCGCCGUGGUCGCAUUAAGGAACCUGUAGGAACGCAUGGGGCAAUGAAAUGCAUAUUUAAUGGUGUCCUCCAGCAGCACGACACAGUAUGCAUGAGUUUGUUCAAACGGACAUACCCCAAGUGGCCCCAACGGUGGUUUCCAUUACAGAGCAGUGCUUAAAUUAUCUGUAAGUGGACGUAAAACAUCAGUUCCUUGGAGCAAAAGUGGGGCAAAACUAGUGUUUUACCAUCAAAAGGGAAUGAAGCUCUGGUUCAGAUUGACUAUCAGCAGGUGCUGCCGGCUUUACAUAGCCAGCAGCACAGGCUCGUGCUCUCUCCACCUAUACAAUGGGAGAGGAAAUUUUGCCUGUAUGAGUGUAUAUGCUCUUUUUACAAAAGUUAGAAAGACAUUAUUUAAAAUUCUACAUAUGCAAAAUGAUUGAGGAUAUCUUGCGUUGUGCUUGUUUAAUUCUUCAUAUAUGACGUAGGGAGGGUUAGCGUACCGUGCAAUGAAAAUUACGAGUUUGAUACUUGUGUUGGCUUAUUCGGAUUUACGGAUAGUCUUCACGAUGAUAGCAGUUUGGGUCUGGGGUUGGAUUUUGAAUUACAUUUUACCCUUUGUAUUCCUGGGAAGUAGAUAUUAACCCUUGUAUAUCAUAAAAAAGAGAGAAGAGGUGAUACCAGUUUAACCAA
This is a messenger RNA of Sesamum indicum (sesame), 2966 nucleotides long. RefSeq names its product pre-rRNA-processing TSR1-like protein. Gene Ontology annotation, biological process: endonucleolytic cleavage of tricistronic rRNA transcript (SSU-rRNA, 5.8S rRNA, LSU-rRNA); maturation of SSU-rRNA from tricistronic rRNA transcript (SSU-rRNA, 5.8S rRNA, LSU-rRNA); ribosome biogenesis. NCBI's taxonomy places the organism in Eukaryota, Viridiplantae, Streptophyta, Magnoliopsida, Lamiales, Pedaliaceae. Gene Ontology annotation, cellular component: preribosome, small subunit precursor; nucleus. Gene Ontology annotation, molecular function: GTPase activity; U3 snoRNA binding; GTP binding. The record is from RefSeq and is a predicted model, not a curated record.